GCUGAAGAGUCCUAGGGAGAUGAGGCUAUUUUUGUUCGAAGCUGAUACUUCUGCCUGAGCCACAAGUGCAGCUUGGAAAGGGCUCAGGUUGUUUCCAGGGGGAGAACUCUGCAGAGAAGAGACAAAGUUCAGCAGGACAGCAAAGGGGCACCAGAAACAGCCAGGAAAACGAAGAGCCCUCACGUUUUUCACACAGAGCCCCCUAUCAGAGUUCUCGAAUUCUAAAGUAUUCUGCAAAGUGUCACUUGACCGGAACUUUUCGCCUGCCUUUUCCUUUCUCCAACCACCAUGACUGAGAUCACUGCUGAAGGAAAUGCAUCUACUACCACAACUGUGAUCGACAGUAAAAAUGGAUCUAUGCCCAAAUCCCCUGGAAAAGUGCUGAAGAGGACAGUCACAGAAGACAUAGUGACAACAUUCAGCUCCCCAGCAGCCUGGCUUCUGGUCAUUGCUCUGAUAAUCACAUGGUCAGCUGUUGCUGUUGUUAUGUUUGACCUAGUGGAUUACAAAAACUUUUCAGCGAGCUCUAUUUCCAAGAUUGGCUCAGAUCCUCUAAAACUUGUACAUGAUGCUGUGGAAGAAACCACGGACUGGGUCUAUGGCUUCUUUUCUUUGUUGUCUGACAUCAUCUCGUCUGAGGGUGAUGAAGAAGAUGAUGAUGAUGGGGAUGAGGACACUGAUAAAGGAGAAAUAGAGGAGCCUCCCUUGAAACAGAAAGAAAUACACAAAGAAAAGACUGAAAAGCAGGAGAAAACUGAAAGGAAAAUACUAGCUAAAGUUGCACAGCGAGAAAAAGAAAAAGUAAAAGUAAAAGAAAAAGAAAAAUCUGAAAAGAAAGCAACUCACAAGGAAAAAAUUGAGAAAAGAGAAAAACCAGAAACAAAGACAAUGGCAAAAGAAGAGAGGAAAGCCAAGGCUGAAGAGAAGAUUAAAAAGGAAGUGAAAGGUGGGAAACAAGAGAAAGUGAAGCCAACAGCUGCAAAAGUCAAAGAAGUACAGAAAACACCACCUAAACCCAAAGAGAAGGAGGGGAAAGAGACUGCGGCUGUGUCCAAGCAUGAACAGAAAGAUCAGUAUGCAUUCUGUCGAUAUAUGAUUGACAUGUUUGUCCAUGGGGAUUUAAAACCAGGACAAAGCCCAGCCUUACCGCCUCCAUUACCAACAGAACAAGCUUCCAGACCCACUCCGGCAUCACCUCCUCUUGAAGAAAAAGAAGAGGAAAAGAAGAAAGCUGAGAAGAAAGUGACUUCUGAAACAAAAAAGAAAGAAAAAGAAGAUGUCAAAAAGAAAACGGAUAAGGACACUGCCAUUGAUGUGAAAAAAAAAGAUCCAGGGAAAGCUCCUGAAACCAAACAAGGGACUAUAAAAGUUCCGGCACAAGCAGCAGCUAAAAAAGAUGAAAAGAAGGAAGAUUCUAAGAAAACAAAAACACCCGUAGAAGAACACCCCAAGGAAAAAAAACAGGAAAAGAAAGAAAAACAUGUGGAACCAGCGAAGUCAUCAAAGAAGGAACAUUCAGCUCCAAGUGAAAAACAAGUAAAAGCAAAAACUGAACGAGCCAAAGAAGAGACUAGUGCUGCCUCAACUAAAAAAGCUGUACCUGGAAAGAAGGAAGAGAAAACAACCAAGACAGUGGAGCAAGAAAUUAGAAAAGAAAAAUCCGGGAAGACGUCUUCAGUUCUGAAGGAUAAAGAGCCUAUUAAGGGGAAAGAAGUGAAGGUUCCAGUUUCCCUAAAGGAAAAAGAAUCUGAAAUUAAAAAAGAUGAAAAGAUGCCCAAAGCAGGCAAAGAAGUCAAGCCUAAGCCUCCACAGCCACAAGUAAAAAAAGAAGAGAAACCAGAGUCACAAGUUAAAAAGGAAGCAAAACCAGCUUCAUCUGAAAAAACUCAAAUACAUAAACAAGACAUAGCGAAACCAGAAAAGACUGUUUCUCAUGGGAAACCAGAAGAAAAAGUUGUCAAGCAGGUGAAAGCUACCACAAUAGAAAAAACAGUCAAGCCCAAACCAACAAAAAAAGCUGAACACCAAGAAAAAGAAUCUCCAUCUAUAAAAACAGACAAGCCUAAACCAACUUCAAAGGAAACAUCAGAAGUCACAGAAUCAGGGAAGAAGAAAAUUGAAAAAUCUGAAAAAGAAAGUAAAGAAAAAACAGAAAUGAAACAUCUUAAAGAAGAAAAAGGCUCAACAAGAAAAGAAAGUCUUCAAUCACACAAUGUGACAAAAGCAGAAAAGCCUGCAAGAGUAUCAAAAGAUUUGGAAGAUGUAUCAGCUUCAAAGAAAGCUAAAGUAGAAGCUAAAGAUGUGUCUUCCACCAAGAGGCAAAAAAACCCCAUCAGUUUCUUCCAAUGUGUCUACUUGGAUGGAUACAAUGGCUAUGGAUUUCAGUUUCCUGUCACUCCUGCACACCAUCCUGGAGAGAGCUCUGACCGAACAAGUUCUCCAGGACAGAAGCAACAAGGACAGUAGACACACACGCAGGGCCCUUACAAGUGCUUCAAGACUUUGAAAAUAGGGUCUUCUGUUUGUCUGCAGUGGCAUAGACAAUUGAAAUCAUGAAUCUGGGGAAUUUCUCUAAAAAUGUUUUGCUCUUCUGCCUGGUCUAGAGAGAAAGGGUGUGCAAAGGGAUUGAAUGAUAAGCAAACAUUGAAAUAUCUGGCAUUCAAGAAUCUGUUAUUUGUGUUUGUUGCUAGGCGUGGAUGCUUAUAUUUUUCUAUUUCUACUCACUGUAGGGUUGCUCACAGGUUAAUUUAAAGUUUACUUAAUAAUGGUCUUUUAAACAUAAUUGACACAAUGACAAAAAGGAAUUCCGAUUUCAGUUAGGUAUAUUUCUAAAUGACAACACAGACUCUGCUUUCAGUUUAAAGAGUACAGGAGCUUAUGCAAAAGCUCCUCUUUAUCAUGUAAACGUAAUCUGCCCACUAAGUUGAUGUUGAAUAGUUUAAUUUUAUUUAUGUCUCUUUCUAUUUUAGCUGUGGUAAUGCUCUAAGAAUGGAUAAUAGUUGCACCAAAGAGUGCUGUUAAGUUCCUUGUGAUGCUCUUUUAGAUAGAAUUCAAAAGAUCUCUGAACUUUGGACAUGGUAAGAUGGAAUAGAAAUGUUUGAUAAAUCUUAUCUCUAAGAUUUGUCUUGAAUUACAAUUAGGACAUUCACUUCUGUAGAAAUAUACCAUCCAAUUAGGCAGGUCUGGUGAAUCAUUUGUUUAAAAUAAAAGCAAAUGAGAUGUAUCAUUUUCAGAUUUCUCUAGACUAUGCCCUAAUGAAAAUAUCACCUGGGUGAAAUUUUAGAUCAAUCACUAAAUUUGGGUGACAGAUGCAGAAGUAUUUCAUUUCACCUUAACAGGAUCAUUCUGUGCAAUUAAAUAGGUUUUCUUUCUAAAAAAAAAAAAUACAUGUAUAUGUAAAUAUAUAAAUGAAUGUCAUCAAAAUCAAAGAAAUGCAUUUUAACCAUAAAUGCUUCAUGAGAUGUCUUACUUGUUUUUUUAGGUAAGUGGUUAUCAGUGCCAAUGAAAUGAAUGACAAUCUUUAACUUACUUGAUGAUACAUCACUGGGAAUGACUAUUUUGAUUUUGUCAUCUUUUUGUCUCCUGGUGAUACGAACACUUAUGUUCUUUACCACAUUUUUCUAUCAAUGUUAAAAGUUAUGCCACUGUGACCUUUAUCAUGUUUACAGUUGCAACUUAACUUAUGACAAAUUAACUCAGGAAAUAAGUUAUCCUUUCUGGAAUUGUAAUUACCUUCUGGUGGUGUAGCCAGAGCCAAUACUAGUCAAGUGAUUUAUUUUCAAGGACUGCAACUAAGUUCUUUAAGUCCAGUUUAGAACACUGUUUUACUAAAACUUGAUGCUAGAACAUCAGUAACACAAUCAGGAUCAAUAAUGGAUUUUCAGUGACUUUGGUGAAAAGAGUUGGUCUCAGGCACAUGCUAGUGUGUGCCAACUCACGCCACAAAAGCCAACUUUAUAAUGAACCAAGAUUAAUGACACUCUUUUGGGGGGACCUGCAGUGUGUAACUUCAGGACUGACAAGAUGGGUAUCAUCUUGCAAAGCUCCUUCAUGUAGCAAUGGAAACACAUGGGUAGGACAGUGGAUAAAGUUUACUGCUCAACUGCUCCUACAGCUUGUCCAAUUUAAUGAAGAAGGGCAAAUGUGACAGUUGUUUAGAUCUCAGAGAAUGGUUUAUCCAUUCUUUCAUUCAAUGGAUAUUUAUUGAGUACUUACUCUGUCUAGGGCACUAUGUCAGGCAUUGGACUGUGUAAGAAAAAUAUCAGAAAUGAAUUCUAUUCCCAAUGUUGUCCUGACACAAUGUGUGCCCUUGGAAAACUUCCUAAAUGGACUAUGCUUGUUUCCCUAUGUGUGAAAUAGGGAGCGAGACAAACAACCUGAUACCUCACAGAUGUACUGUGGACAAUGUAUCUUAAUACAAAUACGAUAUCAAAAUAAAUUUCUGAAAUAACA
Molecule: messenger RNA, 4452 nt
Organism: Ailuropoda melanoleuca (giant panda)
Lineage: Eukaryota; Metazoa; Chordata; Mammalia; Carnivora; Ursidae
Gene: TRDN
Product: triadin
Exons: 41
Coding region: 289-2466 (725 amino acids)
Biological process (GO): regulation of release of sequestered calcium ion into cytosol by sarcoplasmic reticulum; heart contraction; regulation of cardiac muscle cell membrane potential
Cellular component (GO): junctional sarcoplasmic reticulum membrane; plasma membrane; sarcoplasmic reticulum
Molecular function (GO): signaling receptor binding
Source: RefSeq, a predicted model, not a curated record